AUCAUUCCUGUCUGGCAGUGGCCCACGCUCGGACGUGUCUCCGUGACCGCUUCUUCGCACCUGCCUAGACUGUAGUUAGUUACACUUACUUAGUUACUAAUUUGCUUACUUAAGCUCGCAGCAAUGAGUUUAGCUGCAGUGUUUAUCGUGCUGUUGUCGCCAUCGGCACUUGCCGGAGCUUUUAUCACUAAUGAUCAGUGCAAACAGAGUGACGAGUUCUUGUGGAACCGGAGUGUGUCGAUAUCGGUGGACUGUGGCUGUCCGCCGCACUUUGUGGCCCUCCGGUCGAACCGGACGACGGCGUCGGAGAUGUGUGUGAUGCUGACUAAGGGGCGGGUUUGGUCCGGGGGUUUGUGCGGGAGUUCUGGGAGUGGGGAAGAUUACUACGAGUUGGCCGUUGACGAACGGAUUGUGUUGAACGAGCUGCUGAGGAAGGCCAAUGUUACCGAGUUCUGGAUAUCGGUUCGGCGCGACGGGGCGUACGGACCUCCGCGGAAGAAACUGCCGGGGGUUGAUUGGGGCAGGCCGCUGAAUUUGGCCGAAGACUACGACGUGGAGUUGCAGCAGACGGCUGGAGAGUGCCUCCUGAUGGACAUUCGACUCAACUACUCCAAGGCGAGGUUCGACGAUUGCAAUCGGACCUACCCCCAACUCUGCAUCUACAAGGCCAAAGAACCACUGCUGCAACUCUACUGUGAAGACCCAGCCGAACUGACCACGCGGUACAGUCACUACCAGGACACGUGCUUCAAAAUCGAUUCCACCCAAACCGUCAACCCAAACACUUCCCUCUACGAAGUGGACAGUCAUCGCAAGUUCCAGCUCUACCACGCCCUGCACCGCCGCUCCAAACUCCACUGUGACCAUACGGUCAUCCGAUCGGCCUCGGUCUCCAAACUCCAAAAAGCCCUGGCUUCGGUCACACCCCGCAUCACCAAAACCUCCGUCGUCGCAAUCCUCAACGACGGAACCAUGGCCCUCGUCGACACCUUCAACUGCGUAGCCUACCAACGCCAAACCCAAAACUUCACCCAAACCCCCCAACUCAGCCUCAACUUUGACCGCGUCCACCGCCGACUCCUCCUCACCAUCACCAACGGCCGCUACCUCUUCCGCGAACGCCCCGACCGUGACCCCGGCGCAGUCUGCUUCACCGACGCCGACACCGACCUCCUAAAGAAGGUCAAAAUCCAACGCAAGCUCUGGCCACCUCCCGGCGCACGUAACUCCCCCGAAGAACCCCAGCAAAUCUACGAGCUCAAAAUGCAGGGCGACUUCCCCGGUCAGUACUGGUGCGAGGGACACGCCGUGCCCAACUUUACCCUCAUAAAAUCCGAGAAGAUUGUCGCCCAGAAAAAGGACGCGGACGUGCACAUUUACGCGGUACAAAUCCGGAUGAGAACGCUCGAGCGGGACGAUUUUCUGCAGAAGAGCUACCUCAAACAGUUGGUGCUCGGUUACGGGGACUACUUGGAUCAGUUUGAGGAUGUGAAGGCGGUGGUGGGACUGUUGAAGCGGAUGCAAGUGAUGCGGGUGGAGGAGGUCGAUGAGGGGAGGAAGAGGCUGACGGUGCUGCUGCACGUUGCCGUGAAGAAUAGUGAGCGGGAGCUGGAGGAUUCGAGUGACGAGGAGGAGGAGGAUUUGACGGGAGCGUUGCCCGACGACAUCCGCAAGCAUUACCGGCUCAAGUACGCCCUGACGGCGAUGUUCACGCGGACCAGCAGCUCGGAGUACCAAUUUUUGGGCAUCAACAGCACCGACGUCUGCCUGCCGGAACGGUUCGACACGGACGGGUUGACGUGGCCAGCGGCCCCCAUCGGCCACACCGUAACGCCCCAUCACCACCUGUGUCUGGUCGAGUCAACGGGCCUGCCGUUGCGUCGAAAGUGCAUUGGAGACCGGACUUACGGAGGGGUUUGGCAGCGUCUUGAAGGUGACCCGGAGAGGUGUUCACAGGCCGUCGGAGCGCAGACCUUGGCUUUGUUCCGGUAUCACUCGAACUUGGAAGGUCAUAUUGAGGAGGUGUUUGGAGAAAUUGAACGGGUUCUGGACGACUCCGCGGUGAAUCUCAUCCCUGCGGACGUGUUCUACCUGUCCGCGACCGUUGAGAACAUCCGGACGACCUUGCUCGGAAACGACUCGAGUGAGAUCGCGGCGGCUGGGAACAAGAGCAACUCGUACUACUGCGGAUUGGCCGGAAUCCUGAGCCGGGUCAUGGACGUGAACGCGUCAGUUGUGUUUCGAUCGCAGGCCGCCCUGAACACCACCAAUAUCCUGCUGGACUCGGCGGACGCCAUCAUCAAUCAGUUAUCUGUGGCCAACGGUUCAGCGGAGUUCCUGAACUCCGGAAGUAGCUUCAGCUGUCACGGUAGAAACAGUCUGGAGGCACCUCGUAACGGGACGCUGCUGUUCAGGACGGGCAAGCUGAUCCUGUUGGUUGCGGAUCCUCAGAUCGACGACAUCUCCGGGAUCGCUCUGCUCAGGAAGAAUGACACCGAGGACGGUGACUUUGAUUCCUACGACACGAGAUUACUAACCGUCGAUGAGUCCGAACAAGACCUCCUAACCUUACCGAACCUCGAAAUAGCCGCCUUCGUGCCGCGAUCGCUGCUCGAAAAGAUCGAGCAGCUCCAGUCGGGAAUGAACGAGAAUCUCAACGCAACCACCAACGCCACCGAACCCCUCCGAGUCGUAAUCUCAAUCUACUUCAACGAUCACAUCUUCCGCGAGACCACCAACGGAACGAUCUCCCGCGCCAACAGCAAGAUCAUCAGCGUAACGAUCCCCGGCUACGGGUCGGACUUGCCCGGUGAGCUGCCGAUCUUCCUGCGCGAAGCGGACGCCAAUCAGAGCAGCGUGUGCGGCUUUUGGGACUUUGAACCCAACGGGGACGGGGUUGAAGGGUCCAAGUGGUCAUUCAGGGGGUGCACGCUGGCGGAGCAGGUCGACGAUGUUGCGCUGUGCAGGUGUUCCCACCUGACGUCGUUUUCGAGACUCUGCUCGGACGUGCAGAUCGUGGAGAACGUCUCCGUGUACCAGGUCUUUGUGGGUCAACAGAACAACAUGGUUCUGACGGUGAUUUCCGCGAUCGGAUGCGCGCUUUCCCUACUCGGAGUGGCCAUGAUCUUCGUAACCGCGAUCUUAUUCCCCUCCUGGAGAACCACAGCCAACGCGAACAUCCUACUCCAGCUUUCAUUCGCGAUCGCGUUCGAAAUGAUCAUCUUCACCUUUGACGGACCAGACAUCGACUACUCCCGACCAGACACCAAGAUCGGCUGUACCCUACUAGGAGCAUCCUUCCACUACAUCAUCCUGGUCACGUUCAUGUGGAUGCUGGUGAUCGCGUACCUUCAGUUCAUGCGAUUCGUCAAGGUCCUCGGCCGCUUAAGACCUUCGCACUGCAUUCUCAAAGCAACGAUCAUCAGCUGGGGAUUCCCACUAAUCCCCGUCCUGAUCUUCGCCUCCUACGACAACACCCUGUACCACAAACGCGACAACAUCUCCGAUAUUUGCUACCCCCACGGUAUCGCCCUAACAUAUGGUCUCCUACUCCCAAUCGGUCUCGUCCUCAUCGCCAACGUAGCCAGCUUCCUCCUAAUCGUUUACAACGUGUUCCGCAUCCCGGACAACCUAACCCGCUCCCUCGACAAAAGCAUGACCCUGUCCCAACUCCGACUCUCGAUGUUCCUCUUCUUCCUGCUCGGACUGCCCUGGAUCUUUGGCAUGAUGGUGGCCGUCGGCGCCGGCAGCAUCUUCUCCUACCUGUUCUGCCUGACCGCCCCGCUACAGGGCUUCAUCAUGUUUGUGUACUUUAUCCUGAUGGAACCCACCACCAGAAGACUUUGGCUCAACAAGCUCGCCGAAAUGGUGGGCGAUAAACCCAAGAAGAACACCUUUAACGAAUCUAUUAAAACUACGACCCUCAAUUGAGAACCUGCUGGAUGUUUGGAUGUUUUCGGUGUGAGAAAUAAAUGGCCGCUUUGGAUGUCUACACUGUA
Culex quinquefasciatus (southern house mosquito) is the source of this 3998-nucleotide messenger RNA. RefSeq lists its product as uncharacterized. NCBI's taxonomy places the organism in Eukaryota, Metazoa, Arthropoda, Insecta, Diptera, Culicidae. The coding region runs from base 124 to 3930 and encodes 1268 amino acids. The transcript is spliced from 3 exons. Gene Ontology annotation, cellular component: membrane. The record is from RefSeq and is a predicted model, not a curated record. Gene Ontology annotation, biological process: G protein-coupled receptor signaling pathway; cell surface receptor signaling pathway. Gene Ontology annotation, molecular function: G protein-coupled receptor activity.